ACCACGCCUCUGGGAGCAGGGCGUGGCUUCCCCCCUCCUCUCUCCGCCCACCCUCCUCCGUGUCUGCCCCGCGCCCCGCCUAGGGACGGCAGGGGCGCGGCGACACGCUCCACGCCUUGAGGGCGGGGCCGGCGUGAUGCCCCGCCUUCCGUGAGCUCAUCUUUGCGCGUCGCAGUCGCGCGGAGCCCGGCUUCCGACGUGCAUCCUGGCAGUGCGGUGAGCUGUCUGGCCUUUUGCCCUCGAUCCUUGGUUAAGGAAAUGACCAACCAGUAUGGUAUUCUCUUCAAACAAGAGCAAGCUCAUGAUGAUGCCAUUUGGUCAGUUGCUUGGGGGACAAACAAGAAGGAAAACUCUGAGACGGUGGUCACAGGCUCCCUGGAUGACCUGGUAAAGGUCUGGAAAUGGCGUGAUGAGAGACUGGACCUGCAGUGGAGUCUGGAGGGACAUCAGCUGGGAGUGGUGUCUGUGGACAUCAGCCACACCCUGCCCAUUGCUGCAUCCAGUUCUCUUGAUGCUCAUAUUCGUCUUUGGGACUUGGAAAAUGGCAAACAGAUAAAGUCCAUAGAUGCAGGACCUGUGGAUGCCUGGACUUUGGCCUUUUCUCCUGAUUCCCAGUAUCUGGCCACAGGAACUCAUGUUGGGAAAGUGAACAUUUUUGGUGUGGAAAGUGGGAAAAAGGAAUAUUCUUUGGACACGAGAGGAAAAUUCAUUCUUAGUAUUGCAUAUAGUCCUGAUGGGAAAUACCUAGCCAGUGGAGCCAUCGAUGGAAUCAUCAAUAUUUUUGAUAUUGCAACUGGAAAACUUCUGCAUACACUGGAAGGCCAUGCCAUGCCCAUUCGCUCCUUGACCUUUUCCCCGGACUCCCAGCUCCUUGUCACUGCUUCAGAUGACGGCUACAUCAAGAUCUAUGAUGUACAACAUGCCAAUUUGGCUGGCACACUGAGCGGCCAUGCUUCCUGGGUGCUGAACGUGGCGUUUUGUCCUGAUGACACUCACUUUGUUUCCAGUUCAUCUGACAAAAGUGUGAAAGUUUGGGAUGUUGGCACGAGGACUUGUGUUCACACCUUCUUUGAUCACCAGGAUCAGGUCUGGGGAGUAAAAUACAAUGGAAAUGGCUCAAAAAUUGUGUCUGUGGGAGAUGACCAGGAAAUUCACAUCUAUGACUGUCCAAUUUAAACAUCAGAGUCUCCAGGAUUAUGCUGCAAAGAGAAUGUACAGAUUGAUGAUGACAUUCCUUACCUUUUUAGGCUUAAGAGAAAUAUAGCAUUUAUUGUAGCAAAGACUUAAAUUUUAUAGAUACAAUGUAAAUCUUUUCAUGUUUUAUUGGAAAUGCUGUUCAUACUUUAACAUAGAGCUUUCUUAAUGCAAACA
This is a messenger RNA of Cebus imitator (Panamanian white-faced capuchin), 1371 nucleotides long. RefSeq names its product WD repeat domain 61 (gene SKIC8). Bases 259 to 1176 code for a protein of 305 amino acids. The transcript has 11 exons. Gene Ontology annotation, cellular component: Cdc73/Paf1 complex. The record is from RefSeq and is a predicted model, not a curated record. Gene Ontology annotation, molecular function: protein binding. NCBI's taxonomy places the organism in Eukaryota, Metazoa, Chordata, Mammalia, Primates, Cebidae.